Messenger RNA from Diabrotica virgifera virgifera (western corn rootworm), 1008 nucleotides. RefSeq names its product chymotrypsin-2-like. The transcript has 7 exons. The record is from RefSeq and is a predicted model, not a curated record. Bases 22 to 756 code for a protein of 244 amino acids. Lineage: Eukaryota; Metazoa; Arthropoda; Insecta; Coleoptera; Chrysomelidae. Gene Ontology annotation, biological process: proteolysis. Gene Ontology annotation, molecular function: serine-type endopeptidase activity.
UGUUACAGUUUUAAAGUUAAUAUGUUGCCUACAAUCGUUUUUGUGUGUUCGAUAUUAGCUUCAGUUUCUGCUGAUAGUCGAGUUGUGAUGGGAUCUGAUGCUGAAGAAGGAGAAUUUCCAUAUGCUGUUUCUUUAAGAAGACAAGGAAGUCACACCUGCGGAGCAACCAUCCUUAACGAAAAAUAUGUCCUAACUGCUGCCCAUUGUGUUUGUAGCGAUCAAGAGCCUAAAAACAGCUCCUUAUAUUCCAUUCAAUACGACUUAUUGACUAUUACAAAAGAACCUGUAAAUACCAUACCAGUUAAAAAAAUCAAUUGUCAUCAGUUUAGUUCCGAAAAGCUUAUAUUUGAUUCGGCAGUACUAGAGCUAGAGACUCCAAUACCUUCUGGAAAAUGGAAACCAGUAACUAUUUCUAAAGAUUUUUCAACAGCGAAGAGACAGAAGGGAACUAUAAUUGGAUGGGGAAGACUUUAUCAAGACGGCCCCAUAUCAGAAAAAUUGCAAAAACUGAAUGUACAAAUAUAUGAUGACAACACUUGCGGUAGAAGGUAUAACAAUGAGCACCAUAUUUGCUUUGGAGCGCUAGCUGGAGGAGCAUGUAAUGGUGAUUCUGGCACAGCUUUAAUAGUGGAAGGAGUUCAGGUUGGAAUAGCUUCUUUCAUAACCGAUAUGUGUGGUAUUGCUAACGAGAUGCAUCCAAAUGUUUAUUCCAGAAUAUCAACUUAUUACGAUUGGAUACAUACAAUUUCGGAAUAACCUGAUAUUGCUACAUAUCCAUAUAGUCCAGGGCCCAUCUGUUUUGAGAUGGACGUUGAGAGGUGACUCAAUUUUUUUUGCAGAAAUUGCUUGAAAAUAACUCAAAUAAUAAUAUUUGAGUUAUCCUCCCUCUCAAAAAGGUCCGGAACAUUGUUUAAAUAAUUGAAAUGUCAAAAAAUGAAGGAAAAAUUCGAUUUUUUUCUUCGUUUUUUGAUUAUAACUUUAAAAGUAUUCAUUUCCCAGAAAAGAUGU